This is a messenger RNA of Rosa chinensis, 762 nucleotides long. Its product is annotated as secreted RxLR effector protein 161-like. The record is from RefSeq and is a predicted model, not a curated record. Bases 1 to 762 code for a protein of 253 amino acids. NCBI's taxonomy places the organism in Eukaryota, Viridiplantae, Streptophyta, Magnoliopsida, Rosales, Rosaceae. The transcript has a single exon.
AUGUCAAAGGGUGACAAACUGUCCAAAAACAAAAAUUCUAAAAAUGGGGGGAAGAUGUCUGAUAUGGAAAGCAAGCCUUAUGCUAGGUUGAUUGGUAGCCUAAUGUAUGCACAGGUCUGCACUAGACCUGAUUUAUCAUUUGCAGUUGGAAUUUUAUCUAGGUUUCAGUCUAAUCCUAGUCAUGAACACUGGGUUGCAGGAAAAAAAGUACUUAGAUAUUUGCAAAAAACUAAAUCUCACAUGUUGGUUUACAGACAAGUUAAGAAGCUUGAACUAGUUGGCUAUACUGAUUCAGAUUUUGCAGGUCAUUAUCCAGAUUCUAAAAAGUUUACAUCUGGUUAUGUCUUCAUGCUUGCAGGAGGGACUGUUGCAUGGAAAACCAUGAAACAGUCAUUGAUUUCAACCUCCACCAUGCAGGCUGAAUUCAUAGCUAUUUAUGAAGGAGUCUGUGAAGGCUUGUGGAUCAAAAAUUUUUUAAUGCAUACUAAAGUGUUAAGUUCAAUUGUUUCAGAUGCAUUGAAAAUAUGUUGUGAUAAUGAGGCUGCAGUAUUUUUUGGUAAAAACUGUAAAAGCUCCAACAAAUCUAAACACAUAGACUUAAAAUUCUAUAGUGUUAGAGAAAGAGUGAAGCAUGGUGAGAUAAAUGUUUUGAACAUCAAUACCAAGUCACAGCUUGCAGACCCUUUCACUAAAGCAUUGUCAAUUACAAGUUUUCAGAAGCAUACCAAGAACAUGAGAAUUCUAUCUGAUUUGGAGGCUUGA